GCGGCGUUGAUGGAGGUGCAGCAGACGAGGACGAGGGGCCACCGGGAUCCCGUUAUUGAGGAUAGGUUGUUUAGAUUUGGCGGGUUGAGUAAGGCGUGCGAUAGAUGUAAGCACGUCUCCUAUUGUGGCAAGGAGUGCCAGGCGGCGGACUGGCCAAACCACAAGCGAGUCUGCAAGACGGAGGCCGCGAAACACAAGACUGAGGAGCUCUAGACAAUCUAGGGGAAGGCUGUGGCCGCUGCCUGCUGUCAGUGUAGUUGUGCCUGGGUAUUCCGUUGAUUGAGCGGGCCGUGUUGGGAAGCCUCGUACUCGGCCAUUUCGAUGUUGCGAGAUGGCUCAGUGGUCUUGAUCAUUUACCAUGAAUUCGUGUUC
Gloeophyllum trabeum ATCC 11539 is the source of this 372-nucleotide messenger RNA. RefSeq lists its product as uncharacterized. NCBI's taxonomy places the organism in Eukaryota, Fungi, Basidiomycota, Agaricomycetes, Gloeophyllales, Gloeophyllaceae. The transcript has 2 exons. Bases 10 to 213 code for a protein of 67 amino acids. The record is from RefSeq and is a predicted model, not a curated record.